AUGGCAUCUUCUUCCUCUUCCUCGGCAGCACUAACAUUAAUCAUUUCUGAUGACAAGCCGACCAGUGAUACAAGUGAUUCUCGUCCUUCUCCGACUUCUUCAGUACUUCCGGCUACUGAUAUUUCUUCUUCAAGUGGAACAGCAACAAAAAAAUUAACGAAAAUUCUUUCUACUCAAUCAAGUUUCGAACGUCAUCAUCCUGUACAUCCAAUUGCCAAACGUUUUUCAAUUGAUGCUGAUCCUUCAUCAAUCAUUUUAAGUACACCCACAACUGACUUUUCCAAUCAUCAAGCACAACAACAAUCAACAUCGGAUACUGAAGAAACUCCAUCAAUUCAUACUUCUUCUCCAAGUAUAUAUGGUAAAGAAACAUCCCCUGCUCAAUCACCAUCAUAA
Rotaria sordida is the source of this 396-nucleotide messenger RNA. The record is from the annotation of a GenBank genome assembly. Lineage: Eukaryota; Metazoa; Rotifera; Eurotatoria; Philodinida; Philodinidae.